Oldenlandia corymbosa var. corymbosa is the source of this 1738-nucleotide messenger RNA. Lineage: Eukaryota; Viridiplantae; Streptophyta; Magnoliopsida; Gentianales; Rubiaceae. The record is from the annotation of a GenBank genome assembly.
GAGAAACUGAACCAGAAUUUAACAUUCCGAUGCUUGGUGAAGCCUGGUGGUAAGCGGUAAACUGAGAUAAAUUCCCAGAGAUUAAAGCUCGUUUAUCUGGUACCAAAAUGAGCCAAGUGGAAAGUUUACUCAGAAUUACAGUCAUUUAUAGCAGUUCCAACUUUCCACGCUCGAAUGAAUGAAAUGAGAUAAGGUAAUUUUGGAGAAUCCAAACAAGAUAAGAGAAUCCUACAAAGAACACUACCAUAAUCGUAAUUCAUUGCUCCACCACCAACAACAAUUCAUUCCCUCCAUUCAGUGUCUGAAUUUGGGCCAUAAUUGAGUAAUUAUUCAUCUUCCCGUUUCCGCAGGGUACUAGAAUCCUCCAACAAUUUUUGCAAAACUAAAACUUUUAUUUUGCCCAAAAUGGCUGCUGUUGUUACACGUGUCCCCUUCAAACCUUUAACUCACAAUAGUCAAUGCCAUAUAUUGAGUUCGGUGAAUGCUGGUGGACAUCUUUCCCCAUUUUCACCUUUCAGAGCUCGCAGAAAGAAAAGCUUUUGUGUUGUUGCAAUGGCGGAUUCCAGCAAACCCACUGUUCUUGUCACUGGAGCUGGUGGCAGAACCGGACAAAUUGUUUAUAAGAAGUUGAAGGAGAGGUCAGAUCACUAUGUUGCACGGGGUUUGGUAAGAACCGAGGAGAGCAAAGAAAAGAUUGGUGGAGCAGAUGAUGUGUAUGUUGGGGACAUUAGGAAUUCUGAUAGCAUUGUCCCUGCCAUUCAAGGAACCGAUUUCCUCAUUAUUUUAACCAGUGCUGUCCCCAAAAUUAAACCAGGUUUUGAUCCAACCAAAGGUGAAAGGCCUGAAUUCUACUUCGAAGAUGGUGCAUUUCCUGAACAGGUUACGUUUUUGUAUCUGUUGUUAUUGUUGGUGUUUGAUUCUUGUUACUGUUUUGUAUUGCCCAUGCUCAUCGGGAUUAUAUUAUCUCAGGUUGAUUGGAUCGGGCAAAAGAAUCAAAUUGAUGCAGCCAAAGCUGCUGGAGUGAAGCAGAUUGUAUUGGUUGGCUCGAUGGGAGGAACAAAUCCUAACCAUCCAUUGAACAGCAUCGGGAAUGGAAAUAUUCUGGUCUGGAAGAGAAAAGCUGAACAAUACUUGGCAGAUUCAGGGAUCCCAUACACUAUUAUAAGAGCUGGAGGCUUACAAGACAAAGAAGGUGGUGUGAGAGAGCUACUUGUUGGAAAAGAUGAUGAGCUUCUUCAGACAGAAACAAGAACCAUUGCUAGGGCAGAUGUCGCAGAAGUCACCAUCCAGGCUUUGCAGUUCGAGGAGGCGAAGAACAAAGCAUUUGAUCUGGCCUCGAAGCCAGAGGGAACCGGCACGCCCACGACAGAUUUCAAGGCUCUAUUCUCCCAGAUCACUAGCCGCUUUUGAUGCGGCGAUAGAUAAAAUUGCCCAUAUUCGGAGGCAUUGUAGAAUCUUAAUCUGCUUAUAUUAUCUGUCAACAGGAUUGUGGUGUUACAUUACAAAAACACCUCGCGCCUAGAGGCACUACCUACCGGACAUGUAUGCAAUAUUAUUGAGGGUCAGAAUUUUGCGUGAACAGUAAACUGUAUCUAUUAUUGUUUUAAAAUCUUUUAAGCUUAUGGCCAGACUGAUGGAGGAAAAAUUGGCCGAUCUACACGAAACUUUACAUGUAUUGUCAAUUCUGUCAUAUUUUUUUCGGUUUGUCAAUAUUACCCUAAACUAUCCAACCGUUAGC